This is a messenger RNA of Perognathus longimembris pacificus (Pacific pocket mouse), 2038 nucleotides long. It is a transcript of the gene Krt10, whose product is annotated as keratin 10. The record is from RefSeq and is a predicted model, not a curated record. The transcript has 8 exons. Bases 1 to 1776 code for a protein of 591 amino acids. NCBI's taxonomy places the organism in Eukaryota, Metazoa, Chordata, Mammalia, Rodentia, Heteromyidae. Gene Ontology annotation, cellular component: keratin filament. Gene Ontology annotation, molecular function: structural constituent of skin epidermis.
AUGUCUGUUCGGUACACCUCAUCAAGCAAGCAGUUCUCUUCCUCCCGCAGUGGAGGAGGGGGAGGAGGAGGCUCAUCCCUCAGAAUCUCGAGCAGCAAAGGGUCCCAUGGUGGUGGAUUUGGCUCAGGAAGAUUCAGUAGUGGCUCUUUCAGCCGUGGGAGUUCUGGUGGAGGCUGCUUUGGGGGUUCCUCAGGUGGCUAUGGAGGAGGUUUGGGUGGAGGCAGCUUUGGUGGGGGCUAUGGAGGAGGCAGCUUUGGUGGGGGCUUUGGUGGAGGCAGCUUUGGUGGAGGCAGCUUUGGUGGUGGUAGCUAUGGUGGUGGAGGCUAUGGUGGUGGAGGCUAUGGUGGUGGAGGCUAUGGUGGUGGCUUUGGAGGAGAUGGUGGCCUUCUCUCUGGAAAUGAAAAAGUAACCAUGCAGAACCUGAAUGAUCGCCUGGCUAGCUACUUGGAUAAAGUCCGGGCUCUGGAAGAAUCAAACUAUGAGCUAGAAGGUAAAAUCAAGGAGUGGUAUGAAAAACAUGGCAACUCGAGCCAGCGAGAGCCUAGAGACUACAGUAAAUACUACCAAACCAUCGAAGACCUUAAAAAUCAGAUCCUCAACCUCACAACAGACAAUGCCAAUGUCCUUCUUCAGAUUGACAAUGCCAGGCUGGCAGCUGACGACUUCAGGCUGAAGUAUGAGAAUGAAGUGGCUCUGCGUCAAAGUGUGGAGGCUGACAUCAAUGGCUUGCGCCGAGUUCUGGAUGAGCUGACCCUCACUAAGGCUGAUCUGGAGAUGCAGACAGAGAGCCUGACUGAAGAGCUGGCCUACCUGAAGAAGAACCAUGAAGAGGAAAUGAGAGACCUCCAAAAUGUGUCCACUGGUGAUGUAAAUGUGGAAAUGAACGCUGCCCCAGGUGUUGAUCUGACUCAACGUUUGAACAACAUGAGAAGCCAAUAUGAACAACUUGCUGAGGAGAACCGCAAGGACGCUGAAGCCUGGUUCAAUGAAAAGAGCAAGGAACUGACUACAGAAAUUGACAGCAACAUUGAACAAAUGUCCAGCCAUAAAUCUGAAAUUACUGAAUUGAGACGCACUGUCCAAGGUCUGGAAAUAGAACUGCAGUCACAACUGGCCCUGAAACAAUCCCUGGAAGCCUCCCUGGCAGAAACAGAAGGUCGCUACUGCGUGCAGCUCUCACAGAUUCAGGCCCAGAUCUCCUCCUUGGAGGAACAGCUCCAACAGAUCCGAGCUGAAACCGAGUGCCAGAACACAGAAUACCAGCAACUCCUGGACAUUAAGAUCCGGUUGGAGAACGAAAUUCAAACCUACCGCAGCCUGCUAGAAGGAGAAGGAAGUUCCAGCGGCGGCGGCGGCUCCUACGGCGGCGGACGCGGCGGCGGAAGUUCCGGUGGCUACGGCGGAAGUUCUGGCGGCGGCGGCGGCCAUGGCGGCAGUUCCGGCGGCAGCUACGGCGGCGGAAGCUCCGGCGGCGGUGGCCAUGGUGGCAGUUCCGGCGGCGGCUACGGCGGCGGAAGUUCCAGCGGCGGCGGUGGUCAUGGCGGAAGUUCCGGCGGCGGCUACGGCGGUGGCUCCAGUGGAGGCCAGAGCGGAAGUGGCGGCUUCAAGUCCUCAUCCGGGUCCGCUGGAGAGUCAUCUAAGGGACCAAGGUCAGCAGAAAAUAUCUGGGAUACUAACAAAACCAGAGUAAUCAAGACGAUUAUUGAAGAAGUGACACCUGAUGGUAGAGUCCUUUCAUCCAUGGUUGAAUCUGAAACCAAGAAACACUACUAUUAAGCUACAAAGAGAGGAAGGAGUCUCCUUCCACACAGCCCAUUCUAUACAGAUGCACGGAAGAGGAAACCGGGCGAGAAGACACUGUGUACCGAUGGCCUGUGGAAGUAGGCUCGCUCCUUGAAAAUCAGGUGUCUGAAAGGUUUUCUGUGAUUUCUAUAUUUCUUCUUCUCACUUUACCAGAAAGUAUUCCUUUGAUGAUGGAAAAAAAAAAGGGAAAACUUUCUGUUCUCAUUUACUAAUGAAUUUCAAUAAACUUUCUUAC